This is a messenger RNA of Lodderomyces beijingensis, 1752 nucleotides long. Lineage: Eukaryota; Fungi; Ascomycota; Pichiomycetes; Serinales; Debaryomycetaceae. The record is from the annotation of a GenBank genome assembly.
AUGGCUUCCAUAAUCCUAAGAUUCAGGUCCAAAGAUGGGAUGUUUCGAGUGACAACAAACUCGGAGUCACCAUUCCAGUCCGUAAUUGACCAAUUACAUUCUAAACUCCCCCCAAAUCUAGAUUUCUCAAAGGUUUUCAUCUCAGACAAACCAGGCAACGCAGCAGCAGCAGCAGCAGGAGGAGGAGCAGCUUCACUGACUCUGCUUCUGUCGAUAUUGAACCAAUCUGUGUCACAACUUAACCUCAAGAAUGGUGACUUGUUAUAUCUCGAUUAUGCCAAUGCAAUUCCUACUUCGGCAUCGUCAUCGUCAUCAUCAACACAAGCAGACACAACUACAGCAAAAGUAACUUCGACAUCGUCUCACGGACCAAUCAAGGUCAACCAACUUGCAAUAGACGAUGAACUCGACUCGCUAGACGGCAUGAUCCACCGUCCCCUCUCGUCCAUGUGUCGACAUGGAGCCAAGGGAAUGUGCGAAUACUGUUCUCCCUUGCCACCCUGGGACGAAAACUACCGCAAGGAGCAUGCAAUCAAACACAUUUCAUAUCACGCAUAUUUAAGCCAGGCAAUGGCUAAAACCAACAAGAAGGAAUUGGCCAGUUCAUACAUUGCACCAUUGGAAGAUGCAAAUUUUGCCAUUGAUUUAAAUUGCAAUGAAGGUCAUCGAAGAUACCCUCAGGGGAUCUGUUCCAAAUGUCAGCCUCUGCCUAUAACGUUGCAACUACAGAAAUUCCGCAUGGUUGAUCAUUUGGAAUAUGCCCUGCAUGAAAUCUUGAACGAUUUCAUCAAUGUGUGGAGACAAACUGGGGUGCAACGAUUUGGAUAUUUAUAUGGUCGAUAUGAGCGAUUUGAUAAAGUUCCCUUGGGGAUCAAAGCAGUGGUUGAGGCAAUUUACGAGCCUCCUCAACAUGACGAGUUGGACGGAUUGACGUUGUUGCCGUGGGAGGACGAGCCAUUGGUUGAUGACGUUGCUGCGAAAUUGGGAUUGCAAAAAGUUGGCAUUGUCUUCACCGAUUUAACCGAUGCCGGUUCGAGAGAUGGCCGGGUCUUGUGCAAGAGGCACAAGGAAAGCUAUUUCUUGACCAAUUUGGAAAUCAUCAUGGCUGCCAAGUUCCAGAUCCAAAACCCCAACAUCACCAAAUAUGCCAACCUGGGCCAUUUCAGCUCCAAAUUUGUUACUUGUGUUAUAUCUGGCGGGCUACAAGGAGAAAUCGAACCUAGGUCCUAUCAAGUUAGCUCUGGCGCCGAGGGUUUAGUUAGAGCCGACAUGAUCACUGGCUCGACUCAGCCUUCGCAGAUUUACGUUAACGGAAACAACGAUAAGCGAUAUGUCCCCGAUAUCCAAUACUCAAAGCUUAAUGAAUAUAAUCUAGAAGUGAAACACAACGCAAAGCCAACUUUCCCUGGCGAGUUUUUGCUUGUUUCACUAACCGAUUCAUUCCCAAUUGAUCCAGAGCCCAUGUUUACUGCCAAAGCCAAAUACGUCAUUGCCAAUAGAGAGUUCUUGGGCCAAGACGGAGAAGAUCAUUUUCAAAACUUGCAUACCGUGGCCAAAUACAUUAAACUGAAUGACGACCAGCUAUUCGAUUUCCACUGGCUUGUUCAUAUUGCCAAGUUGGGCAUCUUGAAUGACACAGAGUUGCAAUUAUUGUACAGUUAUGCACGAGAGAAGAAGUACGAGGAUUAUUUGAAAUUGGUUCAAAGCGGCGGCUGGAUGACCUUGAUGACGAUCUUGGAACAAAGCACAUGA